GGGCGACGCCGCUUCCGCCCGGUGCCAAGAUGGCGGCGCCCUUUGUCUGGGCCGUGUCACGGGCGGUGAUCUGAGGCCGUCGGCGGACCCGGCAUGGCAGGUUUCUUUUUGCUGUUCCUCUCCAAGAGGUGAAUGCAAGCAGGGGAAACCCAAGGCUGCAGAGCAAGACAGAAGACCGCUGUGAGCUCAUUGCUACGACCCACUGCAGACAGGAGGAGGCUCCCUCGUCGCGCUGCACGCCCAUCCUGUGCUUAGCAGCUGAAGGAACACGUUUGUGGCUUGCAGCAGCUGUCCCAGUUGAACUGGCCUGCCCAGCCCCAACUGACCAUGGAUUUCCCCCAGCACAGCAGGCAGGUCUUGGAGCAGCUGAACCAGCUGCGGCAGCUGGGCUUGCUGUGUGACUGCACCUUCGUGGUGGAUGGCAUCAACUUCAAGGCCCACAAAGCCGUGCUGGCGGCGUGCAGUGAGUAUUUCAGGAUGCUCUUCGUGGACCAGAAGGAGGAUGUGGUGCACCUCGACAUCAGCAAUGUGGCAGGGUUGGGGCAGGUUUUGGAGUUCAUGUACACAGCCAAGCUGAGCCUGAACCCUGACAAUGUGGAAGAUGUGCUGGCUGUGGCAGGGUUCCUCCAGAUGCGGGAGAUCGUCAACGCUUGCAAUGCACUCAAAUCCCUCACGGUGCUGGCAGAAAGCCCCGUAGAGAGCCGGGAGCUCCUCACUGAGCUUGGGGUUGAGAAGGUGAUUGUUGAGGGCAAAACAGCGGCAGCAGUAACGCAAGGUGAUUCUGACAAACCAAAACAAGUUCCUCCCAACCAGGAGGGGAAGGAAGAGGCGCCUGUGGGCACAGCAGCACAGCCCAAGGAGCCAGCAGAGCAACCGGAUGCCAAAGAGGGCCCUGCAGAAGGUCAGCAACCAGGAGGUGUGGACAAUGCCGCCGAAGCCAGCCCUGCUGCCGUGUCCCCCAGCCGCCCGCAGCCAGCAGAGAGCGAGGUGGGCAACAGCAGCCCCGGGGAGAAGGGCAGUGAUGCUCCAAGCACUGAGGCAAGAGGGAUGGAGCUGGAAGGGAAGGAGGAAGAGGGGGAGGCGAUGGUGGAGGAUGAAGAGGAGGCUAAAAUUCCCAAGGCAGCGCAACCCAAAUCAGAAAGCAAAGAAAAUGCUGAGGAUAACGAAUCAGGGAGCACUGACUCUGGACAGGAGAACUCAGGUGAAACGCGGCUGCUGCGUUCGGGCACUUACAGCGACAGGACCGAGUCGAAAGCCUACGGCUCCGUCACACACAAGUGUGAGGACUGCGGAAAGGAGUUCACCCACACUGGGAACUUCAAGCGGCACAUCCGCAUCCACACCGGCGAGAAACCCUUCUCCUGCAGGGAGUGCAAUAAAGCCUUCUCAGACCCAGCGGCGUGCAAAGCCCACGAGAAGACGCACAGCCCGCUGAAGCCCUACGGCUGUGAGGAGUGCGGGAAGAGCUACCGCCUCAUCAGCCUGCUGAACCUGCACAAGAAGAGGCACACGGGGGAGGCCAAGUACCGCUGUGACGACUGCGGAAAGCUCUUCACCACCUCGGGCAACCUCAAGCGGCACCAACUGGUACACAGUGGGGAAAAGCCCUACCAGUGCGACUACUGCGGGCGCUCCUUCUCUGACCCCACCUCCAAAAUGCGGCACCUGGAGACCCACGACACCGACAAGGAGCACAAGUGUCCCCACUGCGACAAGAAAUUCAACCAAGUGGGAAACUUGAAAGCUCACUUGAAGAUUCACAUUGCGGAUGGGCCCCUGAAGUGUCGGGAGUGCGGCAAGCAGUUCACCACCUCAGGCAACCUGAAGCGGCACCUCCGGAUCCACAGCGGGGAGAAGCCCUACGUCUGCGUGCACUGCCAGCGACAGUUUGCUGACCCCGGGGCGCUGCAGCGGCACGUCCGCAUCCACACGGGAGAGAAGCCGUGCCAGUGCCUCAUCUGCGGGAAGGCGUUCACCCAAGCCAGCUCCCUCAUCGCCCACGUGCGCCAGCACACGGGGGAGAAGCCCUAUGUCUGCGAGCGCUGUGGCAAGAGGUUUGUGCAGUCAAGCCAGCUGGCCAACCACAUCCGGCACCACGACAACAUCCGACCUCACAAGUGCACUGUCUGCAACAAAGCCUUUGUCAAUGUGGGUGACCUCUCCAAACACAUCAUCAUCCACACCGGGGAGAAGCCGUUCCUCUGUGACAAAUGCGGCCGUGGCUUCAACCGGGUCGACAACCUGCGGUCCCACGUCAAGACGGUGCAUCAGGGCAAGGCAGGCAUGAAGAUCCUGGAGCCCGAGGAUGGCAGCGAGCUCAACAUUGUCACGGUGGCCUCAGAUGACAUGGUGACGCUGGCCACCGAGGCACUGGCUGCCACUGCUGUCACGCAGCUCACGGUGGUCCCCGUGGCGGCGGCUGUGACGGCAGAUGAGACCGAAGCGCUUAAAGCGGAGAUCACCAAAGCGGUGAAACAAGUGCAGGAAGCAGACCCCAACACUCAGAUCCUUUACGCCUGCGAUUCCUGCGGGGAGAAAUUCCUGGAUGCCACCAGCCUGGCGCAGCACGUCCGCAUCCACACAGCCCAGGCGCUCGUCAUGUUCCAGGCCGACACGGACUUUUACCAGCAGUACGGGGCCGCCGCUGCCACCUGGCAGACCGAGCAGGUCAUCCCUGCCACCGAGCUGCUCUUCCGCCCCCGUGACAGCCCCCAAGAGGCCCCCGCCGCCCCCCUGGCCCCUGUGCCCCUUGCUGGGGAGGGCCAGGCGCCUGCUGAGUGACCCACCCGCUCCCCCUCGCCUUUAUUUAAAGUCAGCUGCUUGGAAACGGUGUAAAAAGUGUAUUUCUGGAAGGAGAGAGAGAAGGAAUAAAUUGCAAUAUUUUCUAAA
This is a messenger RNA of Gallus gallus (chicken), 2889 nucleotides long. RefSeq names its product zinc finger and BTB domain containing 17 (gene ZBTB17). Gene Ontology annotation, cellular component: nucleus. The record is from RefSeq and is marked validated. Lineage: Eukaryota; Metazoa; Chordata; Aves; Galliformes; Phasianidae. Bases 328 to 2781 code for a protein of 817 amino acids. Gene Ontology annotation, biological process: regulation of transcription by RNA polymerase II. Gene Ontology annotation, molecular function: DNA-binding transcription factor activity, RNA polymerase II-specific; protein binding; RNA polymerase II cis-regulatory region sequence-specific DNA binding. The transcript is spliced from 16 exons.